AUUCUAGGGAGGGAUAUCAAUCCAGGAGCCGACCCGUCCAGUUGUCUUCUUGCUGUGCUGCUGCGAAGCGCACCCUCUUGGCAUCUGACCUCGACGUCAUCGCCAGGCAGAUCGGCAACACAGGAAUCGUCGGUCAAUCCCUCACAUCUUCACCUCUAAGCAGCAUAAGCAUGGCCUUGCUUGGCAUGCUAGGAUAUAGGAUAUACGAGCGAGCGAAGUAAACUCGUCGCUGAGCGCGAUGUGCCGCAAGCAGCCUCCCAUAUAUACGUACGACACGAGCAUGAGCACAGGUCAUCGGGUUCUCAAUGAGAGGACACCCGCAACUGUCUAAAUGUCCGAAUGCACACAAGUUUCGCCAUUAUGCCCCGUCGAGGCCACAGUCUACGGAUACUACCCUAAUCUCGGGGCAAACGCCUUUUUCUGUGCGAGCUUUGCAGUCUUCACAAUCGCCCAACUCGUCCUCGGGAUCCGAUACAAGACAUGGACUUGGAUGAUCGCUACCGUCAUCGGCUGCGCGAUGGAGUCGAUCGGGUACGGGGGCAGGAUCAUGAUGAAUCGGAACCCGUUCGACGGUGGCGGAUUCAAGAUGCAGAUCGUCUGCCUCAUCCUCGCCCCCUCGCUCCUCUCUGCUAGUAUCGACCUCACGCUCAAACACGUCGUCAUCGUGUUCGGCACGGAAAAGUCGAGGAUCCGUCCGAACCUCUAUACUUGGGUGUUCAUCGGACUCGACGUCGCUUCGAUCUUGAUCCAGGCCAUCGGAGGAGCCAUCGCUGCAUCGGGAGAGGAGAACCGGUCCUUGCUCGAUAUCGGGAACAACUUGAUGCUCGUCGGGAUCAUCGUCCAGGUGGUCCAGCUGGUCGCUUUCGCACUGGUCACCGCCGACUACGUUCUUAGGACCCGCAAGGCAUAUAGGGACAAGCCCCUGCCGCCUCUCGGAGCAUACUACAUCCGAUCGAAAAGGUUCAGGUGGUUUUGCUAUGCGGUGACCGGCGCCUUCUCUGCCAUCCUGAUUCGAUGCAUCUAUCGUAUACCCGAGAUGGCUGGAGGAUGGGGAGGAGCGAUCCAACGUGACGAGAUCAGUUUCCUAGUCCUUGAUGGAGGGAUGAUCUGGAUCGCGGCGUUCCUGCUUACGAUCUGCCAUCCAGGCGUCUACUUCCCUCAACUAUCAAAGAACCGUGAUGAGAUGCAGGAAGGGUUCCAGGCGAGGAUGAGCGAAAAGCGAGAUCAGACCCCUUCAUUCGCAUGAACCCAGAGCCAUGAAUUGCGUCGAAGGAAUGUUCAAGGGGAAUUCGGUACUUUGCUUUUUGCUGUUGUAGCCUUAUAUUUGGUGCUAGUCUGCAG
Molecule: messenger RNA, 1341 nt
Organism: Filobasidium floriforme
Lineage: Eukaryota; Fungi; Basidiomycota; Tremellomycetes; Filobasidiales; Filobasidiaceae
Product: RTA1 like protein-domain-containing protein
Exons: 3
Coding region: 332-1246 (304 amino acids)
Cellular component (GO): plasma membrane; fungal-type vacuole
Source: RefSeq, a predicted model, not a curated record